Liolophura sinensis is the source of this 3528-nucleotide messenger RNA. Its product is annotated as spindle and centriole-associated protein 1-like. Gene Ontology annotation, cellular component: spindle; centrosome; centriole. NCBI's taxonomy places the organism in Eukaryota, Metazoa, Mollusca, Polyplacophora, Chitonida, Chitonidae. The transcript has 17 exons. The record is from RefSeq and is a predicted model, not a curated record. Gene Ontology annotation, biological process: metaphase chromosome alignment; mitotic spindle assembly; regulation of centriole replication. The coding region runs from base 95 to 2575 and encodes 826 amino acids.
UGAGAACUGAUGUGUUGAUGAUAUAUCUUUAUCUUUUAAACCUUCAGACAAAAAAUCCAACAGUACCAGGCCAUAGCCAAGUAUAUAUCACAACAUGUCAUUCAUCCGAGUUGGAAAACCAUCAGGUGGCCUUAGACGCAAACGUUCUGGUGUCCGAAAAAAGCCAGCGUGGGAUGACAGUAUACAAGAUUUGUCUGUGCACAGAGCUUCUUUGGAAGACCAGAUGUACAGAAAAGUAAUCCAUGAGUCGAAGAACAGUUUAAAGGCAAGACUGGAGAGAUUGGAAAAGACCCAGAAGAAAGGGAAGUCCCCCAAAGCCACAGCACGACAGAUGGCAGUGAUGAAAGAGAUUCUGUAUGACCAGCAGCAGCUUCAUGAUGUUCUGUCCAAGUCAGAUGAGAUGAUGUCUGUGGUACAAGAUAUAUUCGGGGAUAACCCUAAAAGGUUUACUGGCUAUCCCAGUGUGACAGCUGCCCCAGGAAAUGGCGAGACCUCAAAGCUGGUGAGUUUAGAUGCUGAUGUGCAGACACAGCUGGAGAUGCUCAGUCAGUCAAUCAUGGAUGGCACAGCUCUAAAUGAAUCCACAGAGGAGGAGGAAGAGGACAACAGUGAUGAUGCUCCAGAGCCUAUUGUCUACCAGCCUCGUCUAAACCUGGACAGAUUUCACCAGUUUCUGGCAGCAGCCCAGGAACAGAAUGGCACCCUGAGUACAAUCAGCGGUGGGGCUCCUGUUACGAUAAGCAACGGGGCCGGGCCCAGUCACAGCACUAAACUUCCUGAGGGCUCAGGCUUGUCAAAGGAUGGUAGUAUAUUUGAAACUCCACCUCAGAAAAAAGUUCCAUCCAGAUUACAGUCUCCCAAGUCAGCAGCAAAUGACACAGCUAAGAUUAGACGCUCUAAGAAAUGUGUGACAUCUGACGAGGAUGGGACAUCAACAGCACCUCUGAGCUUAACAGAUUUAAAACAGGUACUGAUUAGUUUACAGUGUGACAUCAGGGAGUUAGAGCAGCAGACUGGGCGCAGCUCAGAGGCAGACCAACCGCACAGCGAGUCCUUCUCUGGCUACACAAUGGCCUUAGUAGAUUCAGUUAGUCGCCUAACUCGCCAUCUGAGAGAGACUGACAGAAGACUUCAGGCUGAGAUGACCAUAAGAGAACAGUUAACCCAGGAUGUGGUUCAGCUCAGGACAGUGGUGGAUGCCCUCACUUCAGACAUCAUCCUGACACAAGAAGAAUAUGCUAAGGUUGUGACAGAGUUUGGCACAUAUAAAACUGAGACACAGGCUGAAAUGGAGGCUAUCAAGGCUAUGUUGGUGAAGAUGUCUCAAGGACAUCCUGUUAAAAGCAUGCCAUAUGAGGAUGUGUCCCUGACCACUGGUCAACCGGCCUCUCCCCUGGAGUUCACCACCCCCCCUAAACCCACUCAGCAGCCACUAGGUGAAGCUGGUGAAUGUGUGAGUGAUGAGGCUAGCCUUCUACCUCCAUCUCUGGUGAGGCAGGGUGACAUCUUACAGCCUGCUAUACUGCUCUCCCCACCUGUACAGAGGACACGUUUACCUGACUGUAGGCCAGUACCGCAGACUACUGCAAACAACAGAGGUGUCAGUAAGCUCUCUGAAUCCAUGCCUUUCCAGCAGGCUCCUGCCCCACCAACUGCUGUUGUUAACGUCCCAAAACCAGUGCCUCUUGUUCAGACCAAUAUUCCUGUUAACUUCUUCAAGAGACAAGGAUUUAAGCUGCUAGAAAGACAAGGGGAUGCGGCACUGGACCAACAGCCAGACAGGUCUACUCAGUCAGAAGCUACUUCACAAAAAGUAAAUCCACAUGUAGUUCCAUCCAAUCAGAGCGAACCUUUGCACCAACAGCCAGUCAGGUCUACUCAAUCAGCAGCUACUUUUCAUCGAGCAGAUCCACAUAUAGUUCCAUCCAUUCAGAGCGAACCUCUGUCACUAACCAAUGACCCAAGUCGUGAAAGUAUCCCAGUUUCUAUAGGCCAUUCAGCUAGUGCCUUCAGAAGUGUGAGUGGUCAGUCUGUAGCCUCUUUAGGUGGGGCUUCAAUUUCAGCCAAUCGAGUUGGAGAUGGACAACAACAUGGCCUACAUGCCCAGAUUGGGAUUGGACAGAGUAGUAUGACUCAAGAAAGUGGCGAUUCAAAACCUGUAUCAGACAACCCGCUUCUGUCUGCACAGAUUGCGGAGCUCAAUCGGCAACAUGAGGAGGCACAGCGGCGAUUACAGAUCAUGUUACAACAACAACAACAAUCGCUGCGCUUGCGCUCUGAGGAGUCUGACAAGCAGGCUAGUGGUCCCCAGUCUUUGUCUUCAGACAGAUUAAAACAGACCAAUGUUGUGCUGGAUCAGGUGUCCCCAGACGUGUCCCCGAUCUCUGAGCGCUCAUCAUCUGUAAGAGGUUGUCUUCCAGCCAAAUCACAACAGCAGAUGUUUCCUGCAAACCAGAAAACAGGUGUAGGGUUGAAGCCUCAGCAUAUUUCUGUGUCUGUGCCCACAGUGGAACUAGACCUGUCGGGAUUUAGUGAUGUCUCACCCAGCCCUCAACUAACUACAGCCUGUCAGUGAUGAAGGAGGCAGAACUGUCAGGGUUUAGUGAUGUCUCACCCAGCCCUCAACUAACUACAGCCUGUCAGUGAUGAAGGAGACAGAACUGUCAGGGUUUAGUGAUGUCUCACCCAGCCCUCAACUAACUACAGCCUGUCAGUGAUGAAGGAGACAGAACUGUCAGGGUAUAGUGAUGUCUCACACAGCCCUCAACUAACUACAGCCUGUCAGUGAUGCAGGAGACAGAACUGUCAGGGUUUAGUGAUGUCUCACACAGUUCUUUGCUGACAAAAGUCUACCAGUAAUGACACUGCUUUGAUUUGUAGAGACAGAACUGUCAAGAUUUAGUUAUAUCUCACCCAUUCCUCAGCUGACUACAGUCUACUAGAAAUGACACUGCCUUCAUCUGUGGACACAGAACUGUCAGGAUCUAGUGAUGUCUCACCCAGUCCUCAGCUAACUACAGUCUACUAGUAAUGACACUGCCUUCAUCUGUGGACACAGAACUGUCAGGAUCUAGUGAUGUCUCACCCAGUCCUCAGCUAACUACAGUCUACUAGUAAUGACACUGCCUUCAUCUGUGGACACAGAACUGUCAGGAUGUAAUGAUGUCUUACCCAGUCCUCAGCUGACUACAUGAACAAUCAUUGAUUAAUUUCAUCAAAGAAUGAGUAAUUCAUGAGUUUUAGAGACACAUAUCAUUUCAUCUUUUGUAGAUGUUGAUCUGUCAGUCCGAUAACACAUAACAGUCUUAUUGACGUCAUACAGCUUAAGGUUUUUUUACAUAUACUUUUAAAGAAACUUAAACAGUGCUUUUAAAUCAGAAAUCCCUUUUCACUUUUAUCAUUUCAGCGUAUAUUUGCACUACUGUUACAUGUGUUACUGCUUGCUAAACUAAUGUGAUAUUUGAUGUUUUCCUGAAAAUGGUACAUGUGCUAUUUUUGUACAUAUGAAUGGUAUUUUUUAUUAUUUCU